UUAAUUUUAUUUUAGAGUAAUUUUUCUGAGUCAGUACCUUUUAUUGAGAAUUUCUGGCAUUUAUUCGAUGUCAAAUGGUUGUAUAGUCUUGUUAAUUAAAUGAUUCAGUAAUAUUUACAACCGGAAAUAAUAUUGGAGUAAACAGUCAUGAAUAAGGAACAACUUGUGCGUUUAUUAUUACCACUGAACGCCCUUGUGAUAAUUAUAUUUGUCUAUAUUAACUUAGACAUGAAUAUGGGGCAUUCUGAAGAAUUAGUCAACGACAAUUACAUGCACUUUGAAACAAUGUUGUCGGCGAAGGACAUCAAAAGCGUUGGAGACAUCGAACCUCUUGAAAAAAAGAAAAGCAAAAAGAAUUAUGAAAAGAAUAAGUUUUCUGAUCCGUUGAAACAUUUGAAAACCGAUUCGUCAAAAAAUCAUAUGAAAUCACGACCCAGGGAAUCACUUAUGUCUCAGAUAAAAUCAAAAUCAGGCGAAUCGAUCGUAAAUGAUACAGAUGUCCCAGGAAUACGUAUCGACGCUAAAUUGUCAGAAACAAAAACAGAAAAGAAAUCGAAUGAAGUGAAACAUCAUGUACCUCGUCUUAGCGACGAAGAUUUCAAUAAAUUCAAAAAGUUGCAUGUCCGUAGUGGAGAAUGGAUACGAUUGUUUCCACAUAUUUUAAAAUCUAUUAAAAGCAUCGAAGCUCUCGAUCACUUUCCCACCUUUGAGGAAACAACAUCAGCCGACCAUUCCAUGGUGACGUGCAGGCAAAGUGAGAUCAAAGUUGGGAAAACUGUAAAACUGCACAUUCAGGCAAGAGAUUACAAUAACAAAGCAAAACAUUAUGGCGGUGAUUACUUUCGUGUGUUCCUGCAGAGGCCAUCAUUUAAAGGCGACGGAGUUAGUUGCACAAUUACUGAUAAUACAGAUGGAACGUAUGAAGCCGAAUGUCCGUUAUUGUGGACUGGGAAGGCUCGCGUUACUGUUACCAUGGUAAAUCCUAGCGAAGUGGCAUAUAUUUCUAUGGUAAGGACAAACGCAUACUCAGAAGCAUUCCUGACAAUGAACACAUCAUUUAUUAACUCUAAAGGAGAAACUGAAUAUGCUAUUUGUGAUAUGGAUUUAUCGGACAGAUUCAAAAAAUCAGAGAUAUGCGACCAUUCCCACCCAAAGACUGGUGAACCAUGGUUCUGCGCUAAACCGCCAUCUGGUGAAUGCAACCCGAUAGCAUAUCAAGGACACCGAAAAUUUGAGAAAAACAUAUUUCCUGGUGAUAGAUAUUUUAAUCGCAAACUUAAUUCGGAAAAAGUAAUAGGCAAAUCUGGAUUUACUAUAUCCAUUGCAAAAAUAACGACAACUUUAAAUGAUGAUGAAUUUACAAGCCACGUUCCCAACCAAUUGCCGUGCAGCUAUACCAAAGAGGAUUUACAUGUCCCAUUGGAUCCUGCUGAAGCCACGGGAUAUAUCCAUCAGGGCAAAUGGAAAUCUCUCGAAUGCAACAACACCGUAACAGAUCAAAUAUGGACAACUUGUUUAAAUCGCAGUGCCAUCCACGUUAUGGGCGAUUCGACUAUUCUGGCCUUCUAUCGCGCUAUUGUAAAUAAGCUACACGGUCGACAUGGGGUGGACAAAAAUAUAAGUUGGGCGGAACCACAAAAAGGGUUUUCCAAUCUUACCGACACAAUAUUUCACUUUACCUCCCACGGGCAUCCUUUUCAUGCAGAAGGCCCACCCGAAGCCCGAAUGUACAUUUACGAUGCGUUGGAUAAAAUUGUUGAUGUUGGACGCCCAACUUAUGUCGUUUUCGGCCUGGGUGUGCAUUUCGGGCGGUUACAUCCAGAUAUUUAUCUGAGGCGUCUCAAAUAUAUUAAAAUAUCAGUGUCACGAUUACGGAAGCGAGUCCCAGGCAUAAAAAUAUUUAUUUUGGGGUUACAUUCAAAUUGGCCGUGGAUUUUUCAGCCGUGCUUUGUGCCAUAUCGACAUGAAGUGCUGCUUCGCAAUGAGUUCCGAAAAUCUGAAGACGUUACUUUUGUACCCUUCUGGGAUAUGUUAGAAAUUCUUGGAAAUAAAGCUCCACACCCAGCUGGACGAAUUAUUAAUCGAGAACUUGAGCUGUUGUUUUCCUACAUGUGCAAAAAUUGAUUUUUAAAUAUGCAUUUAUUUAUCGCCUUUCGCCUAAUUUUAUUAUUAUUUAUAUUACAGAUAGCGCUUUUCAGGAAAACUAUGCUGAAAUAAUAUUAAUUUAUGCCCGUUGUGUUGAUUGAUGGUGUUAAAACCCAAAGUUUAAUAUCAAAUCAUUGCGACCAAAGUUUUUCAAUUUGAAACUUCUCGAAUAUUUUUAUACCACACAAUCUUUUAUUUAUUGAAAUUCCUUCCAAUUGACAUAACAUAUUAUGUUA
Molecule: messenger RNA, 2381 nt
Organism: Styela clava
Lineage: Eukaryota; Metazoa; Chordata; Ascidiacea; Stolidobranchia; Styelidae
Product: NXPE family member 4-like
Source: RefSeq, a predicted model, not a curated record